CGCACUGCAAAACUAGAUGUGGUUCAUUUCAUUCUCACCCAGACCCUUUCAGAGGACGCCGCAGUAUUGUUUUACCACGACUGCGAAAUUGGUUUCACCCUCCACCUGUAGCUUAAAAGUUGCGACUUUCCUUACUGCCCAAGAAAAAGUAUUGAUGUUGAACUUCGAAACACCAUGUUGACGCUUCGACUUCAUACAGAUUUCUCGUAACAGUCACUUCUGCAGCGCUGCAUAUCAGCACUUUGAACAUGGCUGUAGCAUCGACCCUCCUCUCAUCUGCGACGACUUCCUGUAGCGCUGAAGUUUCUUCCUCCACUGCUUCCGCUGAAAAGCCCAAUAAGCAGCAUCACGAUUUGCAGGAACUACAACAGAAAAUCAGCAAGAUGGAAGUAGAACAUCAAAAAUCUUCUUCUUCUGCGGACAAGAUGAUACAAGUUGUAAAUCGCGAACAACAUCAAACCGCGCCGGGUCCUCAAAGCACCACGGCGACAACGACAGUAUCCAAGCAGAACAAGAAGGAAUGGAAGAAGAAACAGAAGGACUUGCAGGGGAGGCUGAACGAGGCAUGCAGGAAGAGGAAUGUAGCGGAUGGUCUUGACAACAAACGAAAUCAACGCCAGCAUUCCUGGACGGAAAUCCAGGCAGUUUAUGAAGACUGGAUGGAAAACAAUCCGGAUGUGUAUGACUUGCUCAGAUGUUUUUACAAUCUCAAACGUUACAAUAGAGUCUGGAUUUGGUCUUGCAUGAUGAGCAUGACAGACUCGGACAGCAUUCCGCUUUCUGCAAUACAAAUUUCCCCAGAUUGUAGUGCGAUUGGGGACCACUCCGGGACUUGGCAUGCGCAAAUUCCUAUGAGAGUCGGCUAGAUAAUGCACUUCCUGCAUCACAGAUUUGCAUAUUGUGUCGAAUAACGUUUGAGAUUGUAAAAACACCUGAGCAGGUUAUAAUGUGCCGAAACCGAGCUGCCUGUUCGCGCAAACCAUGCAGGGAGUUGUGGAAGAAAUCGUGUUGAUGGUGGAUAAUUUUUCGUCUAGCAGUAGUAGUUCCUGCAUGACAAAGACAAACCAACAGCAGCAAGCCGAAGAAGUGACGAAGAUCGCCUUUUUCAUCCAAAAGGUGUUUGAGGAGGCCAAGAAGCACUUUUUCGCCUCCAAUCCCAACGCAAACGCGGGCAACUCGAAUUUGAAAAAUCUCGAGUCCUUGUUGUACUUGCUCUUCCGCAGUUAUUGCGCGGAAAUGAAGAUCAGGAAGAUGAUGAUGAUGAAUUUUCCUGUUGCUGGGGAAGAAGAAACGAGCAGUAGUGCUGCUGGCCGGGUAUCGUCUUCGGAGCAGGUUUCGCUCAUUGACAACGCGUUGGAGCAGUUUAUGACAUAUUUCGGAACGUCGACCAAUAAGAGCUGCAACACAGAGACAGAACGAGAGCCAACUUCUCAUGCGACAAGCGAUACAAGUAAAAAAGCCACGACGAUGAAGCCGGUGCACCAGGUGAAGCUGCGCACUUUGAUCCCGAUCUUCGAGAUAUCGCAAGAAAAAACUGUUUCACUGUAAACUUGUAAUGCAGAAAAUGCAUCACGAAAGUGUUUGUCUUGCUACACAUGCAAGACAGGCGAUUUUUAAUGGUGUUUUCCCUCAGGAUCCUCGCAUGGCAAAUUUUCUUUGUAAUGUGUAGCGAACUUGUAAUGCAAAACUUGCAAAAUCCUGACAGUCAAGCAGUUUUUUCUUGCGAUAUGAGAUGUUUGCGUUGUCAGGGGGUUUUUCCGUCGGGGAUAGUAGUAGAACUACAACUACACUACACCAAGAAGCUCCUUCUGCUCCGUCCAGUACAACUUCUGCUGCACACGACACCAGCAAGAACACCAGAAACUACUUCGCGGAAGCGGAAUUAUUCUAUGAGCAGCAAGUGGCGAAGCGGUUUUUGCAACACCAAGAUCCAACCGCUAGUGGGUCAUCGACUACAACAUCAACUGGUCCCUCCGGGUACAUGAACACGGCGUCGAUUAUCAUGCACUCGGUGACCAGAAAUUCUUCUGUGCAAAUUAACGACGACCAGAAAAAUUGGGAGUGGCUGUUUCUCUUCCGGAUCGAAACGUUACUGAACAGCAAGGCAGAUGAAAAUAAGUUGGAAAAGCUGCAAACCCUCUUAGCCGAGAUGGCGAAGGUUUGCCCGCGGCUGGGAUUGGUCAAAGCCGACGAGGAAGUAACUUCGGAUAACACGACCAUCCACCUAGACCGCGGAAUGGGCGCCGCGACGACGGGAACAAAUGUAACCGUGAAGUCCAAGCUUUUGGAUUUACUCAGAAAGUUUAAUUACAGAAUUCUGACGGAUAAAUCCAUUAUAUCUGACGAAACGGGGAUCUGUGAUUCUACAAAUCUCAAGCUGCAGCGCAAAAACCUCGUUUCAAAGGGGGAAUUGGAGAAACUGCUGCGGCUGAUAGAGCGGUUAGCAACGGAACAACAGCAGCAGACGUCUUUUGCAGGUUUUAGCACGCCAAGUAGCUCGCCGGCACCCUCGGUGGUUUCGGAACAGAAUGGAGCGGCGGGUGAGAAAAAAGUUGGAGCGGCUGUUGUUCCAGGAAGUGUAGUUCCGCCUCCUCCUGCUGCUGCAACGGACACCUCCCGCGUGAGAAGUUCCAAUUGUUCAGAGGAAGCGCCGGGUGCUGGUCCUCGUAACAGCAGCCACAACUCCCUCACCCUUCUCGAGCGCUGGCAGCUGUUCCGCUAUGCGGUUUUGGAGAAGCAAUUUUUGCACGAAGGGGCGAACGAUCAAUACGACUGCGUCCUAGACGGCGCGAAUAUCGGCCACCACUCGCAGAACCACGACAGGGGCGCUUUUUCGCUGGAGCAAAUCGACCUGGCGAUGGAGGAGUGCAAGAAACUGGGGAGGAAACCUCUGGUGAUCCUCCGGGAGCACUGGUGUCGGGACAGAGCGAAGAUUUUAUUGAAAGCGGAGCACGAGAGGACCACAACUACUGCUUCGAAUAUUAAACUUCUAGACGACAAGGGCCACAAAGCGGCGAAAAGGAGAAAGCUCGCGCCGUUGGGAGCGGAUAAUAUUAACACUACUAGCGGGAUGAAAAUGUGUCAUCCUCUUUCGCGGGACCAAGGAUCCUCGGUGAGCUCGAGGGAUUCAGGAUCAGCAGCGGAUAAUUUAGGACGACUCGAUUCAUCCGAUGUAGUACCGCGACAGGCAUCUUCAUCUUCCGUGUCCUCUUCAUUCAAAUCUAGCGAGGAUUUGGUUCGAUCCUCGCCCGAAGGUGGCACCCCGCGCAGUGAAGGAAAUCAAGAGAUGCAGGAGGAGAAUCGAACCCGAGAAGAAGAUUUACCUGCUACUGCCAAUGGUACUGCUGUUCUUGAUCAAGAAAACUUAAACUGCGACAAGAAGAACAUCCAGCACCCGACCGCCGCCUAUCUGCAAAGCCUGCAGAACCGCAAGCGCCCGUUGGAUCUGGACAGCUGGCACGAACUACCCAGGAAGUGGUAUGAGAACAAGGAGCUGCUGAUUUCCCCGAACAAAUUGAACGACGACUGGGUGUUUCUCUACACGGCAAUUAAAAUUUGCGCGCUGAAGAAGACUAGUCACGAAAGGGAAAUAAAGAUAAACAGCAUGACAAAUAUUAAUUCGCCUAAAGAAACUACGCCGCCAAAGGAGCUCUACCUGAUCUCCAACGAUUUGAUGCGCGAUCACUUCUUCCGCAUGCGGCACCACCCCAGUCUGCUGCAGUGGAGGGACCAACAUUUGUGUAAAUUCAACGUGUCGGGGAAAGUGCUGGUGUUGCAUCACCAGGAGCAAAAACGAACGGGCAGUGCAAUACAAACGGCUGGUGAAUCAAGCGAAAUCAAAAUACCUGCAGAAGAAGUAGGUGCUGAAACAGUUAGGGAGAAAGACGAGGUUCUCAAAGUUGUAGAGAGUAAAAUCGUUGCGGACUACAGUUCCGCGGUAGUGGAGUUGAUUACGCCUAAAAACUGGAGUGCGGAAAUACAACGGAUUGAUAAAGCAACGGCCCAGGAGGAGGACAAAGACCACCAGCAGGACCACGAGGAGAAUAAAACCAGGGACUACGACUGCAACAAGCGCGGCCACUGCUGGUUUUUCCCGUUUCUGCCUUCUUCACAGGUGACGGUCUCGCAAGACCCGAGACUCCGAGCGGCGAGUAACAAUAAUGCGGGUGGAAGUAGUUCUUGUGCAGGCGGGCACCUCCAGCAGUCGGGGGAAAGGCAGAACAAGGAAUUUUCUGUGAAGGACUGGAGAUGGGUGGUGGCAGAAUAUGCUGGAGGAGGUGAGAAUGAGAAAGGAAAUGGAAGCAGUGAUGUAGAAAGAGCUUCUGCGCGUAAGAAUGAGACGCUUGAUGGCAACUGAGUGUCAUAUGUCUGCUCAAGCCCUGGUCUACAACUUCGCUGAGAUUUUUACACCCUAAUUGAGACUGGCAAUGUUUUUACUGCGACUGUGGAAUUGCUUUUUGUUUUCGCGAGAUAUGUGAUGA
Messenger RNA from Amoebophrya sp. A120, 4481 nucleotides. NCBI's taxonomy places the organism in Eukaryota, Dinophyceae, Syndiniales, Amoebophryaceae. The record is from the annotation of a GenBank genome assembly.